CCCCACGCACACACAACGCCAACCAUGUCGGACUCGGACGGCGAGUACGUUGCUGACGAUCUCUCCGACGAUGAUAUCGGGGCGCACACCGUGUCGACGGCCCACGGGACGCGGUCUACGGGCCCCGUGCGAGGCGCUGCUGGGUCGAGCACCCGGGGGGGAGACUCGAAUGGGGGCAGUAAUCGGCGGAGGGCCGCGUGGGAAGACAUCCAGAGGAGCUGGGACACGGUGGUAGAGGGUGCGGAUGGGAGCAUUAAUUCGACGGUGGAGGGACUGAGGGAGGCAGGGAAGAGGAAGAGGUUACUACGAGAUACAACGCCCUUGCAAAGAGGCAUCAUCCGGCAUCUGAUCCUGAUCCUCGACCUCUCCUUCGCCAUGACGGAGAAGGACCUCCGUCCCACGCGCUACCUCCUCACGCUCCGCUACGCCUCGGAAUUCGUCACCGAGUACUUUGAGCAGAACCCCAUCUCGCAGCUGGGCAUCAUCGGCAUGCGCGACGGCAUCGCGGUGCGCAUCAGCGACAUCAGCGGGAACCCCAGCGAGCACCUCGAGCGGCUCAAGAAGCUCCGCGAGCAAGAGCCGCAGGGGAACCCGAGCCUCCAGAACGCGCUGGAGAUGAGCCGCGCGGCGCUCUUCCACGCGCCGUCCCACGGCACGCGCGAGAUUCUUAUUAUUUACGGCGCCCUGCUGUCCAGCGACCCGGGCGAUAUCCACGACACCAUCGCGGCGCUCGUCACGGACCGCAUCCGCGUGUCGGUGGUCGGCCUCGCGGCCCAAGUGGCCAUCUGCGCCGAGCUCUGCUCCCGCACCAACGCCGGCGACGACAGCUCGUACCGCGUGGCGCUGCACGAGCAGCACUUCCGCGAGCUCGUCCUCGCCCUGACCACGCCGCCCGUGACGCGGUCUGUCACGCACUCGCAGUCCAGCCUCCUGAUGAUGGGCUUCCCAUCGCGCACCGCGCUCGGCGACGGCCAGGGUUUGAGCUUCUGCGCCUGUCACAGCAAGCUGAGCCGCGGCGGCUACCGCUGCUCGCGGUGCGACGCGAAAGUCUGCAGCCUGCCAGCCGAAUGCCCCGCGUGCGGCCUGACGCUCAUCCUGUCCACGCAUCUCGCGCGCUCCUAUCACCACCUCUUCCCUCUGCGUAACUGGAUCGAAGUGCCCUGGUCAGCGGCCUCUUCAUCCAGCGCGUGUUUCGCAUGUCUGGCGCCUUUUCCCGAACCUUCUUCUUCUCACGGGGGAGAGGGCAAGGGGGAUGCGGACCGUGAUCUUAAGGGCGUUAGUGAGAGCGGAAGGUAUAUGUGCGAAGUGUGUAAGAAACAUUUUUGUAUCGACUGCGACGUGUUCGCGCAUGAGGUCGUGCAUAAUUGUCCUGGAUGCCAGGCCGAUGUACGCGCGGAGCCGGAGGCGAAGCCGCAGUCGAAGCCGCAGGCGGAGACGAAGGCGACGCUGGAGGCGAGAGCGGAGGAGACGCUGGACAUGAAUGCAAAUGGAAAUGCGGAUAAAAUGGUUGAGUAGUGGUUAAAGUAAGCUUACUUUCAAGGAGUCAUAUACAAAAUUUUGGGGGUUGGAGUGGAGUUUUUCAUGGCUGGAUUUUGGAUUCUGGAUUUUUGAAAGGAGUUAGGAGGAGGAGGAUAGGAGGAUAGGAGG
This is a messenger RNA of Amorphotheca resinae ATCC 22711, 1647 nucleotides long. RefSeq lists its product as hypothetical. Gene Ontology annotation, biological process: regulation of transcription by RNA polymerase II; DNA-templated transcription; nucleotide-excision repair. The record is from RefSeq and is a predicted model, not a curated record. Bases 25 to 1515 code for a protein of 496 amino acids. NCBI's taxonomy places the organism in Eukaryota, Fungi, Ascomycota, Leotiomycetes, Helotiales, Amorphothecaceae. Gene Ontology annotation, cellular component: transcription factor TFIIH core complex; transcription factor TFIIH holo complex. The transcript has 2 exons. Gene Ontology annotation, molecular function: zinc ion binding.